Ylistrum balloti is the source of this 3662-nucleotide messenger RNA. RefSeq names its product nuclear pore complex protein Nup107-like. The record is from RefSeq and is a predicted model, not a curated record. Gene Ontology annotation, molecular function: structural constituent of nuclear pore. NCBI's taxonomy places the organism in Eukaryota, Metazoa, Mollusca, Bivalvia, Pectinida, Pectinidae. Bases 165 to 2984 code for a protein of 939 amino acids. The transcript is spliced from 27 exons. Gene Ontology annotation, cellular component: nuclear pore; nuclear pore outer ring. Gene Ontology annotation, biological process: post-transcriptional tethering of RNA polymerase II gene DNA at nuclear periphery; regulation of DNA-templated transcription; mRNA export from nucleus.
CGAUUAUUGAGAUGUUAAUCUCAUGUACGUAUUGUGAAUUUCUCGUUGCCUGUAAUGUUAUGCACCAAAUAAAAGGUGAAAACCAACUCUGAUUGAUGAUGUGACAGUGUCAAUAAGAAGUUGGUGAAUGCUAUUCUACUGAAAACUAAUCCCAGAAACUGACCAUGGACACCUCAGAUUUCUCCUUUACUUUGGACCAACGUCCAACAAUGAUGAAGUUAGAGGAGGUUUUAGUGGGUGAUUCUCCAAUGGUACGAGGCCAGGAACAAAGUAAAACAUUUCGUAACAGAGCAGCCAACAUUAAUAUAAGACGAUCACUUCAGUUGCUAGAUGAGAGUGUUGCUUUUCCUGCUGCUGCGACCAGAAGAACUCCACACAGGGGAGGAGCAUUGCAGCAUAGCUCAUACACACCAAUAUCUUCUGGAUCAAAGUAUGAUGUGUCAGGAUUAUUGGGACCUACACCGAGAAAGGCAUCAGCAGCAGAUCAAAGUUAUAACCAGAUGGAUUCUACGAUGUUUACUAACAAGUCCUAUCUCGAGGAUAUGACUGAGGAGGUUACAACCACCAAUGUUGGUCUGUUGUUGGAGGAAGAUCCUGGUAUCUCUGCUUGUAAAGGCCUAUUUGAGGAUUUCCAGAAGUGUAUGAAAGCCAACGUGUCAGAAAGUCAGUCAUUUGACCUGAUCAAAGAAUAUGAAAAUGCCUGUCGAGAACAUGUUGUACUUUUAAGGAAGUUAAUGAAAAGGGCCACAAGGAAUGAACCAAGGUUCCAGAAAACAUUUGAAAUGUUAGAUCUGAUAGAACAUGAACAGAACACCUGGCAGCUGGUACAUUCCCUAUUGAAAGAUCAGUUGGAAGUAGAGCUCAGGAUGGACCUCCCAGACGAAGAGAUGAAUGAAGAUGGUGGGUCUCUGUUCAGAAAAAGUGACAAAAAAAUAGUCAGUGAUUUCUUCGAAAACAAUUCAGAAAUCAGACAAAGUCAGCUGAUUGUUGACUGGCUGGAAAGUUGUGCAUUAGAAAAAGUACAAAGGAUUAGAGAUAAUAUCAAAUUUUUCUCAGAUAGAGCUGUGGGAUGGGAAAACACUCUACACAAACUACAAACAAGAGAAUCAGAGAACCUGUUUGGCGGAACAGAUCGUCCCCUGGUUGAUAAAAUUGACCCGGAUGCUGCAGUUAGGCAGAACAAAAUGGUGGAUGAUUUAGAUAAGGAAGAUGAAUCGCGCCUCUUACAGACCUUGUUUGUGUACAUACGAGCGGGCCAACUACAGGAGGCCCAGGAUAUUUGUUGUGAGCAUGGUCAGGCUUGGAGAGCAGCAACACUUGAGGGAUGGAAGCUUUAUCAUGACCCCAACUUUGAGGCCAUGGUAAAAGGUCAGACAUGUUCUGUGGAAGGAAACCCAAACCGAGACAUCUGGAGAAAUGUCUGCUGGAACAUGGCCAAAGAGCCAAGUUAUGACCAAUUUGAGAAGGCUAUUUAUGGUGUUCUGAGUGGAAAUCUACAAGCAGUACUGCCAGUAUGUAGGGACUGGUUGGACUAUCUAUGGGCACAUUACAAAGUACUUGUGGAUGUACGGAUGGAGCAGGAACUACGCACACAAAAGUUGUCUGGUCGACAGCUGGUCAGCAUGCCUUCAGAGUUCUGGGAUCAAUCAUCUGAUGCUGAAUCUGUGUUUAGGAGAUUGGAAGCUUAUGAAAACAUUAGUAAAGAGGGCCUUCGUUGGUACCAUGUCAUUCAGAAAUGGAUCAUCCUCGGCGACACUGAGAAGCUUAUUGAAGUGAUGGCAGGCUGGGUGAGAGAUGAACAGCUCAAAAUUCCACAACAUCUUUUACGCUUUAUGGCUCAUUUGGUCCUUUUCCUCAGAACAACACAGCGGCAUGUGAGAAAUGACCUUUGUUCCCUGAUACUGGAGGCAUAUGUAGAGGACUUGAUCCAAGGCAAUCACAAGGAGUUGGUAGCACACUAUGUUGCUUCAUUACCCAGCGAUGCUCAGGUUGUGUGGUAUGCACGCUUUCUGGAAGGUGUAGAAGAGAAGGAAGAGAGACAAGCCUGUUUAGAUCUGGCUACUAAUGCCCAACUAGACAUCCCACAGAUUACUAAACUUGUGGUGGAAAAUAUCCGCAGCCACUCCACAGUCGACUUCAACAAAAACAUUGACCAGGAAAUUGACACUACUAUUACACAGGAGGAUAGGAAGAAAAUCGAUGCCAUUGAUUGGUUAGUGUUUGAGCAAUCACAGAGAUCUGAAGCAAUGAGACAGGCCAAUGCAGUGAUGCGUUCAUUUGUGGCUGUCAAGAAGUUGCAUGCUGCCAAAGAAGUGUUUAACAAACUACCAUCAGACUCCAUAGAUGUGAUUGUGAAGACUUGGCAGUACCAGACAGGUUCAACAGACCUUCCUCCUGAGGAAGCCAAUAGUGUGCGGGAAUACUUAUGUCACAGGGCCUACUUGAAUGCCAUGGACAGUUUCAAUGACUUAUUUAACCAGUACCAUCACACAAAGCCAACCAAACCCACACUGGCUGAGGCUGCAUCAUUUACUGAGAAAGUAGCUCAUGAACAACAAAUGAAACGCUAUCAUCAAGAAAUGGAGAGAUGGCGACACCAUCUCGACAUACAAACAAAGACAACCAAGGGAAUGAUAUACAAUGUAUUACUAUUUGCGGAUGGAGGCUGGAUGGUGGACCAGAAAAAGGUUGUUUCCCCCGAUACCAAUCGUGAACACCAGAUGGGACUACUAAGGCAGUUGGUAUUGCCAGGACUCUGCUUUCUACUUCAUAAGAUCCUGCACACAAGUGGUCACUAUGAUGAGUGUCUAAAAAUUGCUGAUCUUGUGGCCUCAGAGCAACAUGGUCUUCAUAAGGUUUUUCGGAAAGAUGAACUUCAGCAAUUACUGCGCCUUUUGAGGGAUUCUUCGUUAUGUAAUUUGAAUAAGAACCUAGAUCCUCUUGGAUACCAAUCUCAGCUGGAUCAACAGACAGUCAACAUUUGAACAGUGCCUACGACAUAGAUAUCACAUCAAUUCUGAGUGUUAAGAUAAUAAUCAGUGGACUAGGAUACAUAAGUGUGGAUUAUGUGAUGAUUCAGACUGUUAAAACUCAAUCUGAUCACAAUAGGUGUCAAGAACAUGCAGCAAAUGCUGAUCCAAAAGACUUGUUUGGACUUUUGUACCUGUUGUCACUCAAAGAAUCCCAUACUGUGUUCUACAGAUUGUUAUUGGUGCUAAGGAUGUACUAUGGAAGUAGUCAGGAGUUUUACCACCUAGCUGGGAAAGCAGUGCAUUCUUUACAACAUAUUCUCAUAUUUCCCAAAGCAAAGAAAGUAUUGUGUGAGAGAAAACAAUUUCACAUCAUGUGAGUUUAAGAUAAACAAAAUCUUUUUUUUUGCUUUUUAUUUCAAAAACUUUUUUUUUUUUUUCCACAUAAAAUAUCAAAGGACUAAGAUAAUGAAGUUGAUUUCUGUUUUACUGACAGUUCAUGACUUUUACUCUCGUGAUGACAAUAAUUGAUUGCCAUUCAAAUCAUUGUGAACAUAUUAGGACAGGUAUUGUACAAAAUAAAGUUAAAUGAUUGCACUAAUAUUUGUAAAUCAUGAGAAUAUCAUUAACUUUCAAUCAUAGUACAAUGUAUGGAAGUGUCAAGUGCAAAGCAAUUAAAAUGUUGAUGCCAUU